CAGAUUGCGUUUACUUUUAUCAUUUUCAACACUGAUACAGAACGAUUUACCUUCAUUUAAGAAGCCUGCAAUUAUGUUUCGAACAAAGAAAACAGAUUUUCCUGCUCGGCCGCAACCACCAAGCUGGGAACAGAUGGAAGAGGACCUAAAGGCUGCCACAGAAUCUGACAUAAUUUUCACACUUUCUGCAGGUAAGGCAGGAGGAAAAAAUACAACUGACCAGCCAGAGAAAAGUGCCACCGGUAGCGAUGCAGAAACUCUCAAAGAUUAUAUGGACGAUGAGGAACUUUUCCAACAAGCUGUAGAAUUUGUGGAAAAAAAUGACAAAUUGUUGAAUAACAUUCAUCGUUUAACUGAUGAAAGAGAAGAACUACAACAAGUUAGCAAUAACCUGAAAUUGACUUUGGAAAAUGUGAAAAAACAAGCAUUAGUUGCAAUUGAUAGAUACUGAUACAGUAUUUAUAUUUUGUUUUAAUAUGCUACUUUAUUUCAUAGAUGUUCUGCAGAGUUAAACUGUAAUAUUGUACUGUGUGUAUACUUCACUGUAUACAGUAUCCAUCAAGACUUUAGCUAUUGUUAGCUCAAACAUAUUAGUUAUAUAAUAUGUAAUUGAUCCUUAAAACAGAAAUAAAUGUUUUUCAGUCAUUAAAGCUGAGGUACUUAAGCAUAUCUUGCAAAUAAUCCUCAUUGUCAGUAAACAAUAAAAGUUUAAAUUUC
Molecule: messenger RNA, 717 nt
Organism: Homarus americanus (American lobster)
Lineage: Eukaryota; Metazoa; Arthropoda; Malacostraca; Decapoda; Nephropidae
Product: UPF0449 protein C19orf25 homolog
Exons: 3
Coding region: 74-451 (125 amino acids)
Source: RefSeq, a predicted model, not a curated record